Synchiropus splendidus (mandarinfish) is the source of this 405-nucleotide messenger RNA. RefSeq names its product hepcidin-like. Gene Ontology annotation, cellular component: extracellular region. The transcript is spliced from 3 exons. The coding region runs from base 36 to 299 and encodes 87 amino acids. NCBI's taxonomy places the organism in Eukaryota, Metazoa, Chordata, Actinopteri, Syngnathiformes, Callionymidae. The record is from RefSeq and is a predicted model, not a curated record. Gene Ontology annotation, biological process: defense response to bacterium; intracellular iron ion homeostasis.
UCCAGAGCUGGAAUCAAACCUUCAACCACUUGAAGAUGAAGCCCUUCAGUGUAGCAGUUGUGGUGGCCAUGAUGGUGGUUGUUGUGUGUGUUCAUCAGAGCUCUGCUCUUCCAUCCAGUGAGGUGGAAGAGAAACAGGAGAUGAUGAUGGAGAGUCCUGCAGAGGAACAAGAGCAAAUGGCCCUGCACCUCUGGGAGAUGCCACACAGCAGAGAGAAACGUGGCAUCAAGUGUCGCUUCUGCUGCGGCUGCUGCUCUUCAGGAGGCUGUGGAGUCUGCUGCAGAAAAAGAAGAGGCUGAAGGUUCUCAAGAAACUUGAGCAACUGGUGUGAUGAAACGUGCAAUAUAAAUAUACAACUAUAUUUUUGUAAUUUUGUUGACUACUUUAUGUAAAUAAAGCUUUAAA